Messenger RNA from Saccharomyces kudriavzevii IFO 1802, 2859 nucleotides. It is a transcript of the gene FHL1, whose product is annotated as Fhl1p. Gene Ontology annotation, molecular function: DNA-binding transcription factor activity; sequence-specific DNA binding; protein binding. The transcript has a single exon. Gene Ontology annotation, biological process: regulation of ribosomal protein gene transcription by RNA polymerase II. Gene Ontology annotation, cellular component: nucleus. Lineage: Eukaryota; Fungi; Ascomycota; Saccharomycetes; Saccharomycetales; Saccharomycetaceae. The record is from RefSeq and is a predicted model, not a curated record. The coding region runs from base 1 to 2859 and encodes 952 amino acids.
AUGGAUCGAGAAAUGGCAAUAGUAGAAGGUAGUAAUCAUCUCGGUAGUUCUUCUCCAACGGCCAAUACGCAGAUCACAAUAAACACUCCUUUGUUAAGGGAACAAGAAAGUAAAGAAAGCAUAACAGAACCUUCGAGUAGCGAAGUACCGAUGGAAGCGGGACAACCGAAAAGUCCUCAAAUAGAAACAGGAGAAACUCUUCCCAUAAGCCCAAAGAUUAACAUCGAGAAGGAGAUAGAAACUUCUAUGGCAGAUGACAACGGAAACUUAAAACUGGAACUACCAGAUAAUCUUGAUAACGCAGAUUUCUCCAAGCUACUGGAAUUCGAUGCGAAAAAUGAUGAAGCCCUAUUCAACUCAAAUGAGUUAUUGUCCCAAACUAUGGAUACUGUAAAUAACAUCAAUGCAUCUGAUGAUCACAACCGGGAGGCUGCAUCGGAAGGAAAUGCCAACAUAGAGGCAGCGAUUCGUCACGAUGACGAAAAGGAGCAAACUCAGGAUAAUACAGGAGCAGUGAACACAGAGGAAAUCAAAGUUUUUGAAGCUACGGGCAUACAAACAGAUCAAGCUACUACUGAUACCAUAUAUACAGACGAACAUAAGUUGCCGAUAAGUAAGGAUGAUGCUACACUGUCGACUGUAGUCAAUGAUAAACAUAAUCUCCUUCCUACCAGAAACGAUUCGAUAACGCCUGUAAUGUUCCAACAGCACGAGUUAUUAGCACAACCAUCUCAAACCACCGUCACCGAAAAUAAUAGCACUGAUGCGGAAACUACUGAACGAAGACCAUCUGAACCAAUCAAAGAGGGUUUGCCGUUGCCGCAUGAACAACCGACUAUCUUUGCGUAUGCAAGACUAGAUUUUCAAAGUUUUACAUUCUACGUACAAACAUUACAUGCAAUAAUUGGCAGGAGAUCUGAAAAUGAUUUUUCUCACAAGGUUGACGUUAAUCUUGGUCCAUCAAAAUCCAUAUCGAGAAGACAUGCUCAGAUAUUUUACAAUUUUGGGACGGGAAGGUUUGAACUAUCGAUAAUUGGGAAAAAUGGGGCUUUUGUGGAUGACAUUUUUGUUGAAAAGGGAAAUACUGUUCCACUCCGUAAUAGAACAAAAAUUCAAAUAGGGCAAAUUCCAUUUCAGUUUAUUUUACCGGAACAAGAACGCAACGAUGAUAGUAAGAGCCCAGAAAGUGCUGAUGUAACAGAAUCUGAAAUAAAAACAAAAAAUCCAAAGAAGAAUGAGCCUAAAUCCAAGAAAAAGACAACAACUGGAACAAAACCCAAGAAAACACAAGUCAAACUGGCGGUUAAGAAGGAGAAGAGGCCACCAAAAUUACCAAAGAAAGUUUAUACGCUUGAGGAAAUUCCUGUGGAAUAUAGAACAAAACCUACCAUAUCUUAUUCCGCUAUGCUGACCACUUGUAUACGAAAGUACUCGACUGUCAAGGGGAUGUCUUUAUCAGAAAUAUAUGCAGGAAUAAGAGAACUUUUUCCUUAUUAUAAGUAUUGUCCUGACGGAUGGCAAAGUUCAGUAAGGCAUAACUUAUCUUUGAACAAAUCCUUUAGGAAGGUUUCAAAAGAAGGUAAAGGAUGGUUAUGGGGCCUUGACGAAGAAUAUAUUGCCGAAAGAGAACGUCAGAAAAAGAAACAAAGCGAAAUAGCUGUGGCAAAAGCGCAUGCUGCACAAUUGAAGCUUGAGCAGCAACAACACAGGCAGCAGCAAGUGCCACAAAAGGGCAAGAAAGAGAUUGUUUCCCAAAAGUCUGCGAUAACUUCGAGGAAACAAAACAUUUCGCAAACUCUUGCGGCAAACAGGGCCGCUUCUAAUAAGAAGAAUACGGCAAGCGAUAACCAAAGGACAAUGAAAUAUUUACAAGAACAACUUGUUAUCUUGACACGAGAUCGAAAAGGUUUGUCUAAACAGGUCAUUGCCGCAAUUUUGACGCAAGCUUUGGCUAUGACAAUAAACCAAGUAACACAAGCAGCAAAGAACAAGGGGAUUACAGGUAAUCCGCUUACAGCUUUGAUGGACAAGAAUCCCCAGCAUUUAAAUUUAAUAUUAGCGGCAGCUGUAAAUGCAGCGACUGCAAAAGUAACAAAAGGUGAAGUAAAACAAUUAGUGGACCCUGAAACUACAGCGGCUCUAGCAGCCAAGGCCCAACAUUCCAAACCAAUACCUCAACCAAUAGUUCAGACACCUAAUGUACCCGAUAGACCUGCAUCUCAACUAUCUUCAUCGUCCUCAUCCCAUUCCAACAACUACAUGCAUGAUAAACCAGCAGGUUCUUUUGACCCAUCUUCAUUAUCUCGAUUUUUCCAGCCGAGACAAAAUGCUCGAGUUGCAUCCCCUGCGAUAAUCCCAGUCCCAGCAACGAUUUCCCAGAAUGUUGAUAUACUGCCCAAGCCUAAGCCAAUACGGGAUAGUGGUGAUGAAAGCGAAAGUGAUACUAGUAGCAGUGGUGGUUCCAGUAGUGGAAGCGGAAGCGAUAGUGAUAGCGGGAGUGACGACGAAAGUGGUAGCGGGAGUGACGACGAUAGCACUAGUAGUGAAAGUGAAAGCGGGAGUGAUAGUGGAAGUGAAAUGGAUGAAAAAGACGAUAAAGGUGAUAAUGGAGAUGCUAAACAGAGCGAAACUGAAGGAAAACUUGCACAUCACAGCGAAAACGGAAAUAAUAAUGGCCGCCAAACUCUAGAACCCGAUGAAGAAGGCCAUGACUCGAAGAGAAGGAAAAUUGAUGAAGAGAUUAGUCCAGUGAAUGUAGCCGUUGAGGAAAGCAUUGAAAGGAUGGACAAUGGUACCAACACGUCCGUAAUUGCCAGAAGUCCCUCCAUGGAGAUAAACACAGACCGACAAAAUGUAUGA